Messenger RNA from Acanthocheilonema viteae, 626 nucleotides. The record is from the annotation of a GenBank genome assembly. Lineage: Eukaryota; Metazoa; Nematoda; Chromadorea; Rhabditida; Onchocercidae.
UAUUUGACGAGCGUUCAUAUUUGCUUGAUGAUAUUCGCAAUCGAUUAUACGAUCCAACUUUUUACAUUAUCGUUAAGAUUAUAUAUGAUUUACCUAUGGGAGUGAUGUGCAACACGUUAUAUACCUUACCUGCCUAUAUACUAAGUGGACUUCCACCUGAUGUAGCUCUAUUAAGUAAUGCGGUAGUGCUUUCCGGUUUUCUGAUUCAUCCAGAUAAUUUUCCCGCAGCGAUCAAAUUGCUAUAUCAUUAUAACCCGACAAAAUUGGCUGGUGGAUUGUUGGCUGAGAACGAAUUUCUUCGUCGAACCGCAUUUACUACUUGGUUUUUUGGAAUGUUAAUUGGCAAUUCAACCGAUAGUAGCAAUAUUACGGAAUUGUUAAUUGGUUGCGAGAGGAGACAAAUGUCCAUCUACACUGCUUCACACUGUCCCAAAAUUCGUGGAUCGCAAGCUCUGUACUUCUCGGGUUUAUCAUCAGCUACCUUUGCAUCAUCCGAUGAACAACUCCGAGAGGCUCUUCAUGUUUAUAUAAUUUGGUUUCUCGCUGUCUUCACAACACUUUUAUUUGUCGUACGUUGUAAUCAUAAAGGAUGCGGCAAAUCCAAAUACAAUUUAUUUUAUUCUUGA